AAUUACAGUGGCUUUCAAAGUGUCAACAGUGGUUUCGAAAAAAUGUUGAAUGGAAAAUGUGGAAUAUAGAAAAAGACAAUGUAAAUUAUAUAAUUAUAAUUCUCUAAUAUCAAUAUAUAUAAUAUAUAGUUUAUAGUUUAAAAUAAAAUACAUACGGAAAACAUAUAAAUAUUUGCACAACACGUGAAAAUUGCUGCCUCUUUAUGCAUUGUUUAUCUAUUUUAUUGUAGACGUUCUCCGCUUUCCCUUUUGUUUAUUUUUUACCUAAUGCUUUUGCAUUUGACAUUCUUAAACAGCUGAGUGACCAUAGUCAAUUCGUCGCAAAUUCGAUUACACACAUGGAGGUUAUCAAAUCUCUUACUUGUUAAUAAUUUAAAUAAAAAAAAAAUGUUAAAAUCAUUAUUCCGGUUAGCGCCUGCUCGUAGUGCAUUGCAUUCUUAUUUGCAACUAUCACAGUGUACAAAUCACAGUCUGCUGUCAACGAAAACCGUUUGUGUUUCGGUCACAACGCGUAGUUGUGUAAAAGUAGCCGCAGAUGAUGAGCACAUCGAAAGUGAGUCUAAACCUGCUAAACCCCCCUAUAAUCCUUUCACGCAAACACAACCAACAUUUCGAAAUGAUUCUGGUGCAAAGGCUGAGCCUCCAGCCAAUAAUGAGGAACGCGAAAAACUUCUCAAAGUCUUACAACUCGAAGUCGAUAUCGCACAUCAAGAGGGCCGACGUGUGCCGGCAUUGGAGUCAAUUACAGAUGAGAACUGGGCACACAUACUUACAUUGCCUUCGAAGUCAGCACGCUACAAGUAUUACGGUUACUUAUGGCAAGUUGAAGCCAAAAAACAAGCCAAGGAACGUAAAAAAGAGGAACGUACCGUACAUGUGCUGGAGCGCAAGGAGGAAAUGCGUAAAGAACGUGAAGAAAAUCAACACAUCAUCUAUGGCUUGGGACAUACGGCACUAUUUUUACGUAUCUACGAUUCGACCAUAAAUAACUUUCAGAAUAACAGGUUGAUACGCGCCAUGCAGUUUUCGCCUAAAAUUGUGCUAGACUGCUCAUACGAUCGACAUAUGACGCGCCGCGAGGCACUGAACGCAGCUAAACAAUUGAUGUUAUGUUUUGCUGACAAUCGUGCCCAUGAUGAUCCCUUCGAUUUGCAUUACUGCAACGUGAAUUUGGAUAGCAUAUGCACAAAAGCUCUCAACCGUUACAUACCCACUAUGUUCAAUACAGAAUUCCCGAUGAAUGUGCAUGAAAAAUGUUUUACCGAGUUAUUUCCGAAAGAAAAUCUAGUCUAUUUGACGCCACAUUGCCGCACAGAUCUGGAAGUGUAUAAUCCCGACAAUGUUUAUAUAGUUGGCGCAAUGGUGGAUACGGUUAAUAAUGAGCCGCUAUCGCUAGCUAAAGCGAAACGUUUGGGACUGCGGAUGGCACGUCUGCCGCUCGAUCGCUACCUACAGUGGGGCGCAGGUUCAGGCAAGUCGCUAACGCUUAACCAAAUGAUCAACAUUUUAUUAGAACUGAAAACUACCAAUAAUUGGACACAAGCGCUAAAGCAUGUACCGCGCCGAAAAAUCGUCGACGUAUCAGCAGAUGAGCUGCAACAAAAGCGUGUGCUGGAAAAACGCGCCAAACAGCUGAAUUUCUCUUUAGAUAAUAACUUCAAUGAUGAAGAAAAUAAGCAAAAGCCUAAAAUAAGAUCGUACAGAAAAGAUACGCAGUUCAAUUUAGAAACUUGGGCCACUAAAAAGAAAAACCAUAAUAGCAACUAAUUACAUUUUUGUAAGUUUUUAGUUUAAAAAAUAUACAUAUUUAAUUGAAACGAAA
Molecule: messenger RNA, 1822 nt
Organism: Bactrocera oleae (olive fruit fly)
Lineage: Eukaryota; Metazoa; Arthropoda; Insecta; Diptera; Tephritidae
Gene: rswl
Product: tRNA methyltransferase roswell
Biological process (GO): mitochondrial tRNA 5'-end processing; positive regulation of mitochondrial translation
Cellular component (GO): nucleus; nucleoplasm; mitochondrion
Molecular function (GO): tRNA binding
Source: RefSeq, a predicted model, not a curated record